This is a messenger RNA of Xiphophorus maculatus (southern platyfish), 2156 nucleotides long. RefSeq names its product interleukin-1 receptor type 1-like (gene il1rl2). The record is from RefSeq and is a predicted model, not a curated record. Gene Ontology annotation, biological process: signal transduction. The transcript is spliced from 12 exons. NCBI's taxonomy places the organism in Eukaryota, Metazoa, Chordata, Actinopteri, Cyprinodontiformes, Poeciliidae. Gene Ontology annotation, molecular function: interleukin-1 receptor activity. The coding region runs from base 158 to 1816 and encodes 552 amino acids.
CCAGCAACCCAGAGAUCAGGACUGGUGCAAGUAACCAGAAGUUUGUCUACACUUAAAAUGAGUGGAGUGACAACUUGGCUCAGAAAAUGAGCCCCGUCGGAGGAGACGCACAGGAGCUCGAUGACUCUGACCUGUUCAGAUCCCGCAGGCGAGAACUAUGGCGCCCGGAGGCUGGACCUGCUUCCUAACUGGACUCCUGUCUCUGGCGUGGGCUGCGGGCCACGACCACCAGGGGGAAGCAGACACCUACCACGUGAGUGCCGGUCACUUGUUUCUGCUGAGUUGCCAGAUUGCUGACGCUCAUUCCGAGAUAAAGUGGAGCAGAGGGGACGGGGGGGAUGGGAGCCUCCCCGCUGGGGUGGAGGUCAGAGACGGGUCGCUGUGGUUUCUACCCGUGCAGAUGACUCACAGUGGAAGCUACGUGUGUGAAAAAAGGAAUAAAAUGAAACCAUCAAAAGGACGAUUUAGAGUUUUAGUGUCCGGGUCGAGCUGUCCUGAUCCAAGUGAAGAGAUUUUGGCUACAAAGGAAACAAGUGAAGGUCUUCCGUGCAAACAGAACGAGAUCUUCAGACUGAGUCUCCCAAGGAAAAUACGAUGGACGAAGGACUGUCAGCAGGUGCAGUCGGAUGGAGAGCCCGUCCAUCCGAACACAAACGGCCUCAUGAGGCUGGCGGCCGUUUCGGAGGCAGAUGCAGGAAAGUACACGUGCCACGUAGACGUUACUGUAGACGGCCGGAAUUACACCGCAGCACGCAGCGUCCAGAUGACUGUCAAAAAUGGCACUCCGGAGAUCUUUCCAGAGAUUCAUGUUGUGAGGCCCAAAAACGAGGUGGUCAUAGUUGAAGUGGGUAAGAGAGCAGAGCUGCACUGUAAGGCCUACACCGGCUUCAGUGAGGACGAAGAGAUUUUCAUGUACUGGACCAUCAACGGGACAUACUCUAGCGACAUCAGCGGGCUGGUCGAGUCCUGGAAAUUUAUCCAUGAAAGAGGCAAAGUAUUUGGUGAGUCCACUCUGUCCAUCGCUACAGUUCGAAACGAGUUCCUGAACGUCCCCAUCCAUUGCCACAUCUCAAGCCCGGUGGAAGUGAAGGUCGGAGAGGCCCGGCUCCAAGAAGCUGACCCAACUGAACGCAACACGUUCUACAUGAUCGUGUCUCUCUGGCUCUCUGCCCUCUUUACCAUCCUGAUCCUGACGGCCUUCGUCCUCGUCUGCAAAGUCAACCUCUUCUUAGCGUACAGGGCACUGAAGACAGUGUUUUCCAAACAAGUUCCGGAUGGGAAACUUUACGACGCCUACGUGAGUGUCGGUCAGUCGGCCAUGCUGAGUUUGGACGGCGUGGCCUGCUUUGCCCUGCGCCUCCUGCCAGAGGAGCUGGAGCAGAAACACGGCUACUCCCUGUACAUCAGAGGACGGGACGACCGCCCUGGAGAAGCGAUCCACGACGUCAUCUCUGCCGCGGUGCGCCAAUGCCGCCGACUGCUUAUCGUCUUGUCGUCUGCCGGUAAAUCAAAGGAGACGGCGCAGUUCUGGGAGAAUCCCAACCAGCUCACGUACGAGCAGAAAGUGGGCCUUCAUGACGCUUUGAUGCGAAACGAUCCUAAAGUUAUUCUGGUGGAAGUCGACGGUCCGGUGGAUUACAGUCAGCUGCCGGAGUCACUGCGCUACAUCAAGCGGACACAAGGAGCUCUGGAGUGGAAAAGCUCGUUUGUUGAAACCAACAAACUGACUCAGAUGUACUUGAAAAGCAACUUUUGGAAGAGCCUGCGCCGUCACAUGCCAGCCGCACCUGCAAGGAGGCCGCAGAGCAUCGCUUGAAGCGGUGAACGUACUUUGAUUUGUCCGGAAGGCUUAAAGAUGGCAUCCAUCAGAAUCUUCAGUUGUCAGAAGUCUCGGUCCUGAAGCCGUCCACACGCGGGGACUAAACAACCUAUGCUUUUAUAAAGUGAAGAACAUUUCCUGAGCUGAGCUGUGUUACUUUCCUUGUCUUUGGUGUUGUUUUGAAGCAUCUCAGAUUUCUUUGACUCGAGCUGAUUCAGUUUGUAGGGCUCCAUGAAAGCUCUUUCUAUACUUGUUCCCAAACUCAAAUCUCUGGCCAAUGAAGUCCAGAGAUUUGAGUUCCUCUUCACAAAUCGAAGUGAAUGACAAAAAUUAUAAC